UGCACAGUAGGUGGCGGCAUGCACAAACAAAAUGUACGAUCGCCAUUUUACCAAAGAAGAAGAAAAACAAGUUGCUUGUCACGUGUGCCUAUACAGUUUAGAAAGUUUGACAGCAGUUUUACAACAUCUGCCUGCCAAAAUUCAGUCGAAUGUAAACCAGAGGUUCGUCCAAGUACAAGAUUGUUGCUUUGGGAGAAUAUACGUUUUUUUCCAGUAAAGGGAACUUAACGAACAAAACUUCUGAACAUGGAAUUUAUUCAGAAACUGCUUUCGGGAUUCAGACUUGACCUGGGACCGUUGAAAGAACCUCUGGGAUUUAUUCGGGUUCUAGAAUGGGUGUUCACCAUCUUUGCCUUUGCCACCACGGGGGGUUAUUCUGGGACGACCCAAAUCCUUGUGAAAUGUGUGGGGGAGGAGCUCAAGACCGUAGGGGCAAGGUUCAGCUACCCCUUCAGGUUGUCUAGCUACGGCCCUUUCAUGGUGCCUGCAUGUAACAGCAGCGCUGCGAAUGCGACCUACCUCCAGGGCGACUACUCCUCCUCAGCCGAGUUCUAUGUCAGUGUCGGUGUCUUGGGCUUCCUGUACUGCACCGCCACCCUGGUGCUCUACCUGGGCUACCAGCAUGUGUACCGCGAGGGCCGCGGACCCACCUUUGACCUGUUGGUGACUGGUGCCUUUGCCUUCCUGUGGCUGGUGUCCUCCUCUGCCUGGGGGAAGGGCCUGACUGAUGUGAAGUGGGCCACCAACCCAUUACACCUGGUUGAGGCCUGCCAGCCCCAGUGCUCACCUGGAGAGUACCCGUCCAUGGGAAAACUCAAUGCCUCUGUGAUUUUCGGGUUUCUGAACCUCAUCCUGUGGGCAGGUAACUGUUGGUUCAUCUUUAAGGAGACUCCAUUCCACAAAGACUCCAACCCAGCAACCACCAUGGAGGGUGGAGUCCCCAGCUCUUAAUUGGCACACAGAAGCUCCACCUCUAUAGUUCAAGCCAAUCGCAAAGGUGCUUGGGACUGACAGUGUAACCCUAUUAGGAAAGAAACUAAAAUGUAGAGCAAAAUUAAUUUUUUUAACCACCAACAACACAGGCCCCUUUUCAAUGACGAGUGUUCGGCUCAAGCUGAGGGAUAGUAGUUAGUUGCCCAUCUCUAACUUUCACCACAGUGAACCCAGGUUGUUGUUUAUCUACUCUUCAUAGAAUUGGUCAGUUAAUAUGAUUGAUUUGCUAGCUGCACUCAACACUACCCCAAUUUACAGAGUGAUCACUAUUUUUUUACUUUUUUAAAUGGAAUUUCCCUUCCAAACUAAGUGCCUUUACUGUACAUAAAAUGUGUUCAGUUACUGUGAACGUGGCUUGAGUUGAACACUUUGAUGGGGAUCUGGGUAUUUGUGAUAUCCAACAUGUUUGAUUUGGUCGGUUCCUCUAGAACAGGUGCUUUCGAUCACAUAGGCCUACCACAAAACAGGGCUCGCAGACAACCUACUGUAGCUGAACUGUUCCCUAUAUUUGAUUCAUAUGAGGAAGUUCAGUAAUGCUGGGUUGACAUACAGUAAUUGCCUGUCUGAAGGUCUCCUCCUUUCCCAUGAAUUUGUUAAAGGAGAUGUCAAAGGUCAUGUUGAAAGCCCCUCUUCUAGGUUGCCUUUCAGGUCUAAAUUUGGCCCUUUCAAAUAAGAAACAAUUUAACUAUUGGCCUUUCAGUAACUCCCUAAUAUUCCACUACUACUGCGUGUUUUGAAACGGACCUCAUAGAUACAUUGAUGUUGCGUUUCUGUGUCUGAAAGCGUAUUGCUUUGGUGCACUUAACUCGUUAGAGCUGUGUUAGCUACUUGAUUGCAGUCGUUACUGAUGUACAAUGCGUUCCUCUCUUUGACGUGUGGUAUGGCUUUUUUGUCAUUAUUUUGUUAACCGUAUGAAAAGUGCCUUGGUAAUUUACACCAAAUAUCAGUAUCUGGUUAAGAGAUUACUUACUCUCAAAGAGUAACCAAGUUAUUUUGGCUACAGUCAAGUUGAUGUAACACGUUUUUAGUAACGGCUGUCUGUUUUAGUUAUUCAAACGGUCAGUGCCUAUAGUCCUCGACAGCGCUGGUUGGUGUAUGUUUGCUCAACAACCUGCAGAUAAGUGGUAUUUUUGUGGAUAUCUUGGAAAAUUUAGCCAAACUUUUUUUAAAUUUGUGUAUUGUGGAGGUGACCAUUCAAACAACUACAACACUAAGUUCCCUAUGUAUUUGACUCUUCUCAAAAAUGUUGUUUGAACGGGAUACGGCAACUUUAGAAAAGUCAUUAUUUAUACUUUUUUCUUUCUUUUUUUUUACCAACAUUCAUUGGUCAAUAAAAAAAUAAAAUUAAAGCUAAUUUAUGGCUUCUGUGUGCUAAGAAAAAUAUAUUUUAUGCAGCUUCUCUACCGGAGUCAUUUUUAUACAAACACGGGUCCUAGAUUUGUUGCUUUUUAUUUGGCACCACUGGACAAGCUAGACUUAAUCAUGGCGCCGCCAAGUAACAAGUGGCAACAUGUAGGUGCCAAAAUGUGGUGAAUCCUGCUGUAUUUUUUUGAAUAAUGCUUCUUUUUUCCCCCUCACUUAUUUACAUUGGUCCUACAUUUAAUUUCGGCAAUGAUUGCGUUUGAUGGUUAUGUGGGGAUGACGUGCAAAGUCUGUCCAGCUCUAUGGGAAGUGAAUGGAACUUGAGUUUUUUGUUGUUGCUUUGCACUAAGUGUUGUAAUUAAUGUCAUUGACUUAUGAGUUGUGAUUUGAGGGAAAUGCAGACAUUGUGCAAUCCACAUAGUGCCGUUCAUACCGCCUUGGCCUCUGUAGUUAUUUACAAAGGGAAGGUUUGAGUCAAUAUCAGUCAUCAAAAGACACUGAUCUAGAUCAUUUGUGCCAUUUUAAUAGAAAUAACCUAGCUUUUUAGGGUAGAAGUCAGACUUGUGGGUCUUCUAUAUUCUCGAAUGGGAUUUCUGAAAUUUGACUCUGUAUUUCUUUUUUAUUUUGUUCCAUGUUUGUACAAAAUAAACGUCUGUACAUCCUCUGUAUUGACAACACAUUAAAGGAUAAGAGAGCUGCAACAA
Molecule: messenger RNA, 3059 nt
Organism: Oncorhynchus kisutch (coho salmon)
Lineage: Eukaryota; Metazoa; Chordata; Actinopteri; Salmoniformes; Salmonidae
Gene: sypl2a
Product: synaptophysin-like 2a
Exons: 6
Coding region: 247-951 (234 amino acids)
Cellular component (GO): synaptic vesicle; synaptic vesicle membrane
Source: RefSeq, a predicted model, not a curated record